Messenger RNA from Spinacia oleracea (spinach), 847 nucleotides. RefSeq lists its product as uncharacterized. Gene Ontology annotation, biological process: protein K6-linked ubiquitination. Bases 88 to 543 code for a protein of 151 amino acids. The record is from RefSeq and is a predicted model, not a curated record. Gene Ontology annotation, molecular function: ubiquitin-protein transferase activity; protein binding. The transcript is spliced from 6 exons. Gene Ontology annotation, cellular component: BRCA1-A complex; BRCA1-BARD1 complex. Lineage: Eukaryota; Viridiplantae; Streptophyta; Magnoliopsida; Caryophyllales; Amaranthaceae.
GAACAAAGUUUGAGUUCACCACACAACUCGCAAAACCUCUCUUCUCUAUUUUCCUCUUUUCUCUGUAAAUUUUGAGGGACCACAAAAAUGGGCGCCGAAGCUACUCCGGCGGCUGAGAUUUCACCGGAGAUGGUGGAGCAAGCUGAGGCCUUACUUGAGGCUGCUAGAUACGAUGAUCUUGAGGAUCUAAAAGGGCUAGCAUCUGGUGGAGUCUCUCUUGAUGCUAAAGAUUCUCAAGGGCGAACAGCUCUUCAUAUGGCAGCGGCCAAUGGUAACCAUGGCAUUGUCGAAUACCUCAUAAGUAAAGGUGUGGAUCUAAAUGCUUUGAACGAUGAGAAGAACACACCUCUUCAUUGGGCUUGUUUGAAUGGCCAUAUCGAGGUGGUUAAAACUUUGAUUUUGGCUGGAGCAAAUGUCUCAACCCUCAACAGCCACGAGAGGACACCGAUAGACGAGGCACUGAGUAAAGGGAAGAUGGACAUGUUGGACGCGAUCAAUGCAGCCGUUGCUCAAUUAGAGCUUGCUGGAGCAAACGUCUCGUGAGUCGUGAGAAAGGACCAUUUUAGUUAGUCAUCAACAAAGUUCCGAAAAGAUUAAAAACGUCGAAUGUACUGAAAAACCCUUUUGUCUAUUAGGGUUUUGAGCAGAAGUUAUGUAUGUUUUACUAGAUGCCAUUUUUCCUCACUCUUGUUUGAGGUUGUAUGAGUCACUUUCUAGGGUAUCUUCCCUAGUUUUAUUUGGCACUCUAGCAACUAGGCCUAGCAAGGGCGAAAUCGUCUUUUUAUGUAAACCUCGGCUUUAUGUGUUUUGGCUUUUUAGGGUUCAAAUGCGAACUAGAUUGUGAUGA